GGUGCGAUUUUCAGCAGGACCGGAUGUAGUUUCUGCUGGAAAAAAAUGGCAGCAACCUUGCAUGAGAUGAUUUGUGUAGUUCAUCGGCAAGUGUCAGUUGUAGAAUAUUGAAGGUUUGAUUAUAGCAAUGGAGAUAGAAUAGGUUGUUUCUUUUUUUAAAUAACAUCUGUUUCAAACUUUGCUGUACUAUUAUGAUUUCGUUACUGAAAUCGGCUUUUUGUGGAGUAGCUAGUAGGACAACUGGGAGUGCAGGUCUCUUUCAAGAUCACCUGAAGGUGUUGUCUGCCGGUCUGAAGACAUACCCUCUGCCGCCUGACUACAGUGAUGUGGUGCUACCUGAACGUCCAAAGCUGAAAUUCAUGAACAAGGUACCCAACUUAAAGAAGAUAAAGAAGGAGAUGAAAUGCCUUCGCGAUAUCCGAGGCCCAGCACAGAAGGGCACCACUUUCACAACGGGCCAGUAUGGCAUUGUGGCCUUGGGUGGAGGUUACCUUCACUGGGGUCACAUGGAGAUGAUGAGACUGACGAUCAACCGGCAAGUAGACCCCCGCACUACCUUUGCACUGUGGCGUGUCAGUGGCCCCUACAAGCCAAUCACGCGCAGAGGGCUGGGCAAACGCAUGGGCGGCGGCAAGGGAGGCAUUGACCACUACGUGACGCCCGUGCGCUAUGGGCGGCUGAUAUUAGAGGUUGGCGGUUGCUGUGAGCUGGGGGAAGUGGAGCCAUUUCUCUCUGAAGUGGCCAAAAAGCUCCCCUUUCCUGCCAAGGUGGUGAGCAGGGAGAGCCUGGCAGCCAUGCAACAGGAGGAAGCGGAGAGAGAGCAAAACAAUCAGAACCCCUGGACCUUCAAGAGGGUGGUCACCUCAAACAUGCUGGGCAUUCGCAAAGUGCUGAGUCCUUUCGACCUGCACAACCACGGCCGCUUUUCCGGCAAGUUCCACAACCCAGGCAGAGUGUGAGGCAUGGCAUCCGCACGGUGCGCCAGCGGCACUCCGCUGCUCCGUGACAUCAGGAGAACGGACACUGAUCCCUGCAAUUCACGGAGGCACAAGUUGUCUCAUAUGCAGUGCUGUGUGAACCAUUCCUCAUUUCAUAGUUCUCCAUCUUGUGAGGUCACCAAGGACUCUUUAUGGCACCAGUGCAGUGGUUUUCACUAGCAGCAGUGUCACUGGACAAAGGUCACUGGAAGUCAUUCAAGUAUAUUAGCAGCCAGUGGGAACUGUCAUUGGUGCCAUCCAUUUAUACCCCUGUUGGAAAAUGUAAUUUUGCAUUUGCAAAUAAAUAAACCUAUAUUAACCCAGUA
Molecule: messenger RNA, 1303 nt
Organism: Anguilla anguilla (European eel)
Lineage: Eukaryota; Metazoa; Chordata; Actinopteri; Anguilliformes; Anguillidae
Gene: mrpl16
Product: mitochondrial ribosomal protein L16
Exons: 5
Coding region: 192-959 (255 amino acids)
Biological process (GO): mitochondrial translation
Cellular component (GO): mitochondrial large ribosomal subunit; ribosome
Molecular function (GO): structural constituent of ribosome; rRNA binding
Source: RefSeq, a predicted model, not a curated record